AAAAAAUUUCCACUUUCCAAUUAACAAAAAUAAAAAAUUACGCAUUUGUUCUUUCUUCGUCUUCUCUCCUCCUCUCUAUGUGCCCCUCUCUCUGUUGAAAAAAAAACAAAAAGUCUUCAAUUUUCCAUUUUCUUCUCCUCUGAUUCCUCAAUUUCGUACCCUGAAAAAACGAAAAAUCUCACCUUUAUUGUUCACUCGCCGGAAUAAUCGCCUGAGUUUCAAGAAAGUUGAGCUUUUGAUCUCGGAGAAGUAAUAAAGACUAUAAUUGACGAUUUGGGUUUGUGUUGAUUUGGAGAUUAUUGGGUUUCUUGUGGAAGAGAAAUGAUAGAUAUCCCUGGAACACCAGGGACUUUGACUGGUUUAGUCUUGAGAAUCUCUCAGUGUGUUUUUGCUGCUGGUUCCAUUUCUUAUAUGGUUACUUCUGGUGGCUUCUUUAGCUUCACUGCUUUCUGGUAAAGUCUUUUUGUUCUGUUUGAUCAGAUUUUAGGAUGUUUAAGUUCUUGGAUUAGUGUGAAUUGUUAGAUGAACCGUAUAGAUCCAAUCCCAAGAAAGUUGUUUUAGCAUCUGUAACUCUUUUUAUUACCUCUGGAUUUAGUGUUUAGGAUUUUGAAGCAAUUUUGAGUGUGUUUGAGUCUUAUGUUAGGUGCGUCAAGGAUCUUGUUUUAGACUAGUGUAGCUUGUGGAUGGAUCCAUUACCUUUGUUAUGUGCAAAGAUCUUGAAAACAUCUGAUAUGUGAAAUCUUUGAUUCUGUGACAUUUUUUAGCAUUCAUUCUCAAGCAUAUGUAGAAUUAAACAAUGUGGACUUUUCGUGUCUAUGUUCUUACACCUGGAAGAUUUGGUUGCAGCUAUCUAAUAGCAGCAAUGGGAUUGCAAGUCAUAUGGAGUUUUGGUCUUGCAAUACUAGACACAUUCGCAUUAGUGAGAAAGAAAACGCUUCUUAGUCCAGUUUUAGUCAGCCUCUUUGUAGUUGGAGAUUGGGUAACAUCGACAUUGUCACUAGCGGGAGCAUCGUCUUCCGCGGGAAUAACGGUUUUAUACUUUGGAGAUUUAGGAAGCUGCAGUUUCGAAGCAGAGUGUUGGAAGUACCAACUCUCUGUAGCUUUAGCCUUCCUUUGUUGGAUCACUAUCGCCGUUUCUUCACUUACUACACUUUGGUUACUUGCUUCAGCGUAAGUAAAAACCGAAAAAACUCUUCUGUACAAUUCCCAUAUAUGUAUAGACACAAUACUCAUUUGAGAUUUUUGAUUCUUUAUCUUGUUAAUAGUAUACCAUUACACAAUUUUUAAACUCUCAGUGUAUAAAGAUUACUCUUGUUGAUGAAAUUAUGAAAAAUACUCUCAUUUUUAUCAAAUUUUG
Arabidopsis thaliana (thale cress) is the source of this 1357-nucleotide messenger RNA. RefSeq lists its product as uncharacterized. The record is from RefSeq and is marked reviewed. Gene Ontology annotation, cellular component: plasma membrane. NCBI's taxonomy places the organism in Eukaryota, Viridiplantae, Streptophyta, Magnoliopsida, Brassicales, Brassicaceae. The transcript has 2 exons. Bases 797 to 1174 code for a protein of 125 amino acids.